This is a messenger RNA of Acipenser ruthenus (sterlet), 2931 nucleotides long. Its product is annotated as RNA-binding protein lark. The record is from RefSeq and is a predicted model, not a curated record. The transcript has 2 exons. NCBI's taxonomy places the organism in Eukaryota, Metazoa, Chordata, Actinopteri, Acipenseriformes, Acipenseridae. Bases 232 to 1179 code for a protein of 315 amino acids. Gene Ontology annotation, cellular component: cytosol. Gene Ontology annotation, molecular function: mRNA binding.
AUAAAGUUGUUUUUCGAUUGGUGGGGUUCGCCUUGGUGACAAAAGGACUCGCAGCCAUAUUUAUCAGGAGGAGGUCGAAGCGGACAGAGGCUGCAGCCGGAGCGUAAGCGAAUAGCUUUACCCUACCGCCUGGCAUAACAAAAAGCUCCCAAAAACACUGCCCCCGCACCACCACCACCACCCCCAGGGAAACAAAUACCCCCCCCCCCCACCGCUAAACGAUCCACAAAGAUGGUGAAGAUCUUCGUGGGCAACGUGAACGCCUCCACCACGGAGGAGGAGCUGCGGGCUCUGUUCCAGCGCCACGGCGAGGUGUCCGACUGCGACAUCCUGAAGAACUACGGCUUCAUCCACAUGGAGAAGGAGGACGAGGCCACCCAGGCCAUCGCCGCUCUGCACAAGCACGAGCUCAACGGCUCCCGCAUCACCGUGGAGUACGCCACCACCAAGAUGCGCAACGCCACCAAGGUCCACGUGGGCAACGUGGCCCCCACCGCCACCACGGCCAAGAUCAAGGAGCUCUUCCAGCGCUACGGCAAGGUGGUGGAGUGCGACAUCGUGAAGAACUACGCCUUCGUUCACAUGCAGAGGGAGAAGGAGGCCCUGGAGGCCAUCGCCGAGCUCAACCGCACCAAGCUGGAAGGGCAGAAGAUCUACGUCUCCCUGUCCCGCAGCCACCAGGCGGACGACGGAGAGGAGGAGUAUGGCCCUUACGAUCACCCCUACCCUCACCCACCCCCUCCUCCUCACCACCACCACCACCACCCUCACUACCUGCCUCCUCCUCACCCCCCUGCCGAUUACUACCACCCCCGGGGGCGCCUCCCUCCCCUCCCGCCUCCCCCCCCGCCCAGAGCCUACUACGAACGGGAGGCGUACGAGAGGAGCCCGCGCUACGAGCCCUACUCCUCCCGCUACUACGCAGCGCGGGACCCCUACGAGAGGAGGCUCCCCCCACCGCCCCCUCCCCCGCCCUCCUACUACAGGGAGCGCAGCCCUCUGGGAAGCAGGAGGACCCUGCUGCCCCCACCCCCGCCCCCUCCCUCCUCCGCCGCAGCAGCCUACAGUCGCAGCCGGGAAUACGGGGGGCUCCUCUCCUCGCGCUACUCCCUGGGUUCAGGGUUCGACAAGGAUGACUACUUGGAUAAGUACAGCAACGGGUUCACAAGAGGCUAUUAAAAUGUUUUUUGGGUUGAAAGAAAUAGCGUAGUAUGUAGAGUUUAGUUUCUGUCUUGGCGUUCAGCAGUUGGUGUUCAGCGAAAUUAAAUUUUGUUUUUAUAAAUAGUUUUUUUUUUUUAAGUAAUAAAAUCUCCCCCCCAAAAAACCAAAAAAAAAAAAUAUUUUCAUGACUUGAGUGCAAUAGCAGUCCAAUUUUUUAUUUAUUUUUUUAAUUAAAAAUAAUAGUAAUAAUGAAUUGCAGGUUUACAAACCCAGACUGGCUACGAACCGCUAGCAAUUGUAGAUUUUUUUUUGAAUUUUAUUUAAUUUUAUUUUGUUUGCCAUUGUCACUGCCUUUUGGGUUUCUGUAAUUGAAACACAAAAAAAACAUUUUAAUCCACUCUAUAUCCAGUGAUUGAAGUAAGCCUCCCAUUACACAGCAGUGUGAUCCAGUCCUGGUUUCACUGGGAGUUUAACAAUCAGACACACCUGAGCUUGUUAGCUAGACACACUGGGGGCUGAUCAAGCUGGUAGCAGUAAAACCUGGACUGGAUCACACUGCUGUGCGAUAGGAAUCUGAUUUCCAGCUCUGUCAUCUCAAGCACAAUUUGAGUUUUUUGUCUGUCGGCACCCUUUAAAAACCCGUUUUUUAUAUUUUAAUUUGUGGUACGGACUGCUGCUGCACUCGACCAUGAAAACAAACACUGGAUUCAGUAUCUGUCCAGCAAGAGCAAUAGACUUCUCAACUAUCAACCCAGAAAAACAGGCGCUGAGAGAAAUCACUGAGGAUUUACCCCCCCAUGAAACAACAGUUGCCUUAAUCCUUUUCCAGCCAUUACAGUACAACCCAUAUGAAGGUGAUGGUGAUAACUUCUAGAAUCAAACCGAUCAAAGCUUUGAAAUGUUUUAAUAGCCUCUUCCUUGAUCUCGCUGUACGUGAUCUUUUAAAGUCGGGAAGAAAUCUUUUUGGGGGGGGGGUUGAAAAAAAAAAUCCUAUCCAGCUGCCCCCCCCCCGUCCCCCCCACUCCCCUCUCCCAUCCCUCUCUCCAAUUCCACAGCCACACACACACACACACGAACAAACGAACGAACGAAGAUUCAACCGAAAGACUGGGGAUUCGCUUAAAAAAAAAACUGACGGCAAAAUUCAUUCGAACGUUUCGGAUACGGCAAACUGCAAGGCACAACCAGCACGCAUUUUUAAAAGUCGCCGUUCCUUUCAAUAAAAAGAAACAAAAAAUGUCCGCCUUUUGUUUUGUUACGAACCUGACGUUCCGGACGUUCGACUGCAUCAACGUUUUUAUUGUUUUUUUUUUGCUUUAAUAUUUGUUAAAGGAUUUGACAACGAUUGUAAACCGUAAUUGUGUGUACAAAACAAAAACGAAGCCAACAUAUUUUGGUUCCUGUUUCUCUCUCUUGCUCUCUCUCUCUCUCUCUGUGUAAUCGCCACUUCCGUUUUUGUUCUAUGAUUCUAUUACUGAACGAAAAAAGCAUGUGACUCCUCUGUAACCUAUUGCAACGAACCAAUAUAAUAUAGGUCGUUAAUCUAGAUCCAUAGAAAGAUGACGUUCUGCCUGUUAUUAUUAUUAUUAUUAUCAUUUGUCAUUCAACCACUGUUUUGCGCUUAAACAAGAACGAUUUUGUAAAAGCUUACACCACAUUUGUUAUUCAAGUAUAUAUAUAAUUUUAUUUUGACGGCUUUCGAUUUUAGUUGGGGGAGGUCAAUCAGUGAUCGAUGUUGUGUCAAAAAAAAUAAAAGUUUCCUGUCUACGA